Molecule: messenger RNA, 1089 nt
Organism: Echinococcus granulosus
Lineage: Eukaryota; Metazoa; Platyhelminthes; Cestoda; Cyclophyllidea; Taeniidae
Product: Hsc70-interacting protein
Exons: 9
Coding region: 1-1089 (362 amino acids)
Molecular function (GO): protein dimerization activity; Hsp70 protein binding
Source: RefSeq, a predicted model, not a curated record
AUGUUGCCGCCACAGCUUUUGAGAGAUGCGGAACGGUUUGUUGGAAUCCUUAAAGGGGAUCCAGGCCUGCUGCAUACUCCUGAGCUCAAGUUCUUAAAGGAAUACUUAGAAAGUCUCGGGGCCACAAUUCCUCCACGCAAAACAUCCCGUGAUUCGCCACCACAACAUCAGAAGACUCCUGAGAAAGAAUCUGAAUCUUCAGAGGAGCCAGAGAGCGAAGAGUCUGAGCUUGAAUUCGAUACAUCUGGCGUUAUAGAGGAGGAGUCAGAUGAACCUCAACCCAUGGGUGAUGACACAGCUGAAGUGACUGAGGAAAUGAUCGGAAAAGCCGAGGAGAAGCGCUUUGAAGCUCAGACAAAGUUCUCAGACGGUGAUUUUGAGGGCGCUGUGGCUCUCUUCACCGAGUCCAUAUCUGAAAAUCCGCAUGUGGCUGUUUCUUUUGCUAAAAGAGCAGCUUGCUACUUCAAAUUAAAAAAGCCCGCAUCUGCUAUUCGUGACUGCAAUAAGGCUAUCUCUCUAAAUCCUGACUCUGCCGCCGCCUACAAGUGGCGUGGCCUUACCAAUAAGGCUCUUGGACACUGGGAGGAAGCUUAUAUGGAUUUGCAAACGUCACUUAAACUUGAUUACUCCGAUGACGCUUAUGAAGCUAUGAAGGCAGUCGAGCCUAAUUAUCAGCGCAUUCAUGCGCACAAGUUGAAGUGGAUGAGGAAGCGGGAGGAGAAGACGUUCAAGGAGCUGAAGAAGGCUCAUGUAGCUCGUCAGAAGGCCUAUGAGGAGGCAAAGCGACAUAAAACCGAAGCCGACUUUCAGGCGGCUGAAGAAAUGCCUUCCGGACUGCAAGACGCAUUCAGUAAGAUCUUAUCAGAUCCCGAACUAGUAGCUGCGAUGCAGGACCCUGAGCUGCAGGCAGCUUUCACGCAGGGUAUGACAAAUCCCGCAGCUUUCAAAGCCGCAGCCAGCAACCCCAAAUUUGCCGAUUUGAUGAAGAAAAUGGGACAGAAGAUGGGUGUGUCGGAGGAUGCACAAGCAGCAGCAGCGCCAGGGGGAUCGCGGAUGAAACCCACUGGAGAUGAUGCAGAUUUGGACUAG